CAUUUCGCAGGGAUAAAAAAAAUUUUUCCAAUCGUAUGAUUCAUGUAUAAUCUUUAAAAGCGGAUUUGUCGUUGAAACAAUAAGGAAGGUACAGACCGUUUAAGGUUAGAAAAACAUGAUUUCUACUUUUUAUGAAAAAAUUGUUGGAACCUCACCACCUCCCGAACCAAGUGAACCAAAAGUUCUUUGCGUUGGAUUGAGCUGUCUUGACAUUGUGCAAUUGUGUAAACAUUAUCCCCAAGAAGAUUCAGAUCAGAGGUGUAUUGACUUCAGAUAUCAAAGGGGAGGAAAUGCUUGUAACAGUUGUACCGUUAUGUCUCAACUCGGCCAACCGUGCGAAUUUCUUGGAGUUUUAAGUAAUGAACAAUUUUCUCAAUUUCUGCAAGACGAUAUGCGUAAAUAUAAAAUUGAUUUUUUGCACUGCCCAAUAAUGGAAAAUGGUGGAUGCCCGACAUCUGUUGUGAUAUUGAGUAUGAGUACAGGAUCGCGUACUAUUAUACAUCAUGAUCAAAAUCAGACCGAAAUAACUUUAUCAGAUUUUGAAAAACUUAAUUUAGAAAAUUACAGUUGGAUACACUUUGAGGGAAGAAAUAUUUCCGAAGUUCUAUUAAUGAUGCAGCACAUUGAAAAUUACAAUAAAUCUGUAACGCAAAGGGAUAGCGAAACCAAUGAAAAGUUAAGCCGAUAUACUCCAAUAACAAUUAGCGUAGAAUUAGAAAAGAAGAGGCCUGAACUUUUAGAUUUAUUGCCCUAUGCGGAUGUUGCAUUUAUAUCUAAAGACUUUGCUAAAAGUAGAGGAUAUCUUAAUAUGAGUGAAACAUUAAAAAAUGUGAGUCAUGAUGCUAAAACAGGAGCAACCAUAUUUAGUGCCUGGGCAGAUAGAGGAGCCAUGGCUCUUGCUCCUGAUGGAACUAUCGUACAAUGUCCCGCUUUUCCACCACAUAAGAUCAUUGAUACACUUGGUGCCGGCGAUACUUUUAAUGCUGCAAUAUUAUAUUAUUUGAAUAAGGAAAAAUUGGCUUUUAAAAAGGAUUAUAGUAGCAAUGCCAGUGAUUCUAUAAAAAUGACAAUUCAACAGAACUAUAAUAUUGAAAGUUCUGAAAAGUGUCAGACUGAAUUUAUCGAUCAAGCGGUCCUUCAAGAAGCCAUUACCUUUGGUUGUCGAUUAACUGGUGCUAAAAUUGGACUUCAAGGUUUUGAUGGCUUAAGCUCAAUUUAUAAAAAUUACUUAUGAUA
Ceratosolen solmsi marchali is the source of this 1236-nucleotide messenger RNA. RefSeq names its product ketohexokinase. The coding region runs from base 116 to 1234 and encodes 372 amino acids. The transcript is spliced from 5 exons. Gene Ontology annotation, biological process: fructose metabolic process. NCBI's taxonomy places the organism in Eukaryota, Metazoa, Arthropoda, Insecta, Hymenoptera, Agaonidae. Gene Ontology annotation, molecular function: ketohexokinase activity. The record is from RefSeq and is a predicted model, not a curated record.